Molecule: messenger RNA, 1659 nt
Organism: Medioppia subpectinata
Lineage: Eukaryota; Metazoa; Arthropoda; Arachnida; Sarcoptiformes; Oppiidae
Source: the annotation of a GenBank genome assembly
AUGAACGGAUUACAUAUAAGGAGAAAAAGAGACAGCGAUAUAAUAGGUUGGCUGACAGAGAGGCGGAAGGAGAGAAAAGCGAUGCUAACAGCGAUCGGCGAUCACAUGAAAAGGUGGCUAAACUGGGAAAUGUCGGCAAAGGAUCAGGAAGUUCUCAGAAAAUACUAUCUCAAAUUGAAGAACACAUUCCCUAAACCAGCCGACAGUGUUGUCAACAUUAAAACGCCUAAAAUGAAUUAUACAAAUCCCGAGUUUCGGGCCUUUUGUAAGGACCCGACCUUCACGGACGCCGACUCUAGUCUCGACGGCUCAGAGAUUUUGAUAUUUAAAGGAAACAAAUUUUUUGUUAUGGAAAAUCUAAGAUACGGCUCGGGUGUGUUAAUGGCCAGCGGCUCAACGGACAAACUGUUGCCAAACUUUGAUUCAAACGGCUUGACAUCAAUGGCGACCGUACAAGAGGGCCAAUUAAGGGGUUAUGUGUUUGCAUUUUAUAACAGCCAAAUGAUGUCGGGUUGGAGUCCCAGCGGUUAUGUUCGCGUCAAACACACCAAUCAAUUCAAGAAAAGUCUGACUCCAAGUCUACCCAAAAAUGGCUUUGAAACAGUGUUUCACAAUCGAGACAUCAAAGAUCCGCUUCUCAUUGGCCUUAACGGCGAUAAAGUCUAUUAUUACAAAAUUGUCAAAAACUCAUUCAUUAAAGUGAAAGAGACGACAACAGACAAGAGUGAGGAAAACUUCCCGUCGGGCGUAACGACUGCUUUCUCACUGCCCAACCGUUUUGUGUAUAUGUUUCGUAACGACACGUUUUGUGUCCGAGAGUUAUACUAUGAAUCGGACGACAAAAUAUACUUACGAUGCGAUAUAUGGCUCGACACGAGAAUAUUCCUGGGCUGUUAUGGGGAAAACGAUCCGCCCUUUAGUCUCGCUAAUUAUAAUUCGUUGCGUACUAGCGCUGAGGCGGACGACUUGUGUCAAGACAUUUCCUCCAUAUCCAUCACAAAAGCCGUAAACCCAUUGCAUAUAUUGAUAUUUCGCGGCACUAAGUACUGGACGCUCACCGGCUUUCCCUACAAAUCAAUCGUUUUGAAUGUGAGCUCCGCUGAAGACAAAUGGGAAGGUUUUGAGUCGAGUCCCGACACAGCGAUGAUUGUGUCGGAAGGCUUUCAACUCAGAGGAAACUUAUUUGCAUUCAAAGAUGAGGAAUAUAUUCAAUGGAAAAGCAAUUUUAAAAGGCAUCAAAAGGACAAGAAAUUUCUGAAAAUUAACGCAAUCCUACAAAACUCAGAUCUACUCAAUCCUAUUAUCGUCAUGUUUGCCAAUGAUUUAAUAUAUUAUGUGAGCACUAAUGGGACGGGUCUUCAAAUAUUGAAAAGUGUUGCUUACGAUGCGUGCGAUGAGAAGUGGCCGACGGGUGUGACCGCAGCUUAUUAUAUAAAUCCCGAUAAUAUAUACUUAUUUAGAGGCGAUUCCUAUUGUCUGAGGGCUUGGAGUUGUAACGAAGAGAAGACCGAUUGUUUUGUCUGCAAUUCUGUACAUAAGACCAGUCGACACGAAUCCAGACUAAAGACCAUCACAACAAAGCUGGCCAUUAGAAGGGCUAAUGAGGGACUGACGGGCACUGCCGACGACACCGCCGACCAAACAGUCAUUAUUCAGUAG